AUGUCCUCCACCGUCAACAACGGGGCAGCCGGCAUGCCCGCCCCGCCCGACGCCGCCAACGGCUUCCCGCAGCCCGGCGCCUCGUCCGGGGCCUGGCCGCGCGCGGACGAGGAGCUGCGCGCCGCCGAGCCGGGGCUGGCGAAGCGCGCGCACCGCGAGAUCCUGGACCACGAGCGCAAGCGGCGCGUGGAGCUCAAGUGCAUGGAGCUGCAGGAGAUGAUGGAGGAGCAGGGGUACUCAGAGGAGGAGAUCCAGCAGAAGGUGGGGACCUUCCGGCAGAUGCUGAUGGAAAAGGAGGGAGUGCUCACCAGGGAGGACCGGCCCGGGGCCCACUCCUUGGCGGAGACCCCGCGGCUGGCCGAAGGCGCCGAGCCCAGCCUGGGGUACGAGGCCUUCGAAGAGGAGGACGAGGGCCCCGAGGACUGCGGCUGCCCGGCCGCUUGCUACCGCGGGCACCGGGGGUACAGGACCAAGCACUGGUCCAGCAGCUCCACCUCGCCCCCACCCAAGAAGAAGAAGAGGAAGAAGGGCGGCCACCGGAGAAGCCGCAAAAAGAAGAGACUAGAGUCGGAGUGCAGCUGUGGGAGCACCUCACCCCUGCGCAAGAAGAAGAAGAGCAUGAAGAAGCACCGCAGAGACAGGUCUGAUUCUGGGUCUCGGAGGAAAAGACGGCACAGAUCUCGAAGUCCCAAGAGCAAAAGAAAAGAAAAGAACAAAGAGAGAAAGAGGCCUCACCCACAGUCCCCGGGCCGGAGACUCCACCGGCGCAGCAGCGGCAGCUCCCACAGCCCCUCGGGGUCCUCUCCCUGCACUGACUCCGGAUCGCCGGGCAGGCUGAGCCCCAAACACCGAGGCUACGCGCGGAGGACGGGCAGCCAGCGGUCUAGCGGGAGCCGGUCGCCUUCCCCGUCGGGCGGCAGCGGAUGGGCAUCGCCGCAGCAGAACGGCGGCGGCAGGCAGCGAAGCGGAGCGCACGGCGACCGCCCGGACUCGGCGCACAGUCCGCCCGAUAAGCCCAGCUCGCCCUCGCCCAGGGCCCGCGACCAGGUGGCGGCCGCCGCACCCACGCCGCCCGCGCGGGGCAAGGACAGCCAGACCCCGCGCGCGGCGGGCACGGAGGCCAAGCGGCGGCGGCGGCGGCGGCGGCGGCGGCGCUCCCGGUCCUCGGCGUCCGCGCCCCGUCGCAGGGGCCGCCGGCGGGCCCGGCCCCCGCCGCCCCGGGGUUCGUCGCGCUCGCUCAGCAGGGCCCGCUCCAGCAGCGACUCCGCCAGGGGCGCCCCGGGUCCCGGGCCCGAACCGGGCUCUGAGCGAGGCCACGGUGGACACGGGAAACGGACGAAGGAGCGGCCCCCGCGCGCUCGGCCCGUGAGCACCUCGCCGUCCCCGGGCCCGCACGGGAGGCGUGGCGGCCCGGAGGGAAAGAGCUCGUCGCGCAGCCCGGGCGCGCACCCGCGUUCCUGGAGCUCCAGCCGGUCGCCCUCCAAAUCCCGCUCGCGCUCCGCAGAGAAGCGGGCCCGCAGCCCCAGCCGCUCGCCGUCGCCCAAGAAAGCGCUCGGCCGGGACAAGGACGGCGAAGGCCGCGCUCGACACGCGGACGGGGAGGCCGCCCGCGCCCGGCGCCGGUCCCGCAGCUACUCGCCCAUCCGCAAGCGGCGCCGAGACUCGCCGAGCUUCAUGGAGCCGCGGCGCAUCACCAGUGCCCGCAAGCGUCCCAUCCCCUACUACCGGCCCAGUCCUUCCUCCUCCUCCAGCUGCCUGAGCAGUGACUACUCCAGCAGGAGCCACAGCCGCAGUCCCAGCCCAGGCCACAGCCACGGAAGCUACAGCAGCCGGAGUCGUGGGACCCGCAGCCGCACGCGCAGCCCCUCCCAGACCCCCAGUCCCAGCUACCACAGCCGGAGCAGCUCAGAGAGCGGAGGGUUCUGAGUCUAGGCAGACCCAGCUGGGACCCCCUGGCACAGGGAGAGGUCAAUACCCAA
Dipodomys spectabilis (banner-tailed kangaroo rat) is the source of this 1979-nucleotide messenger RNA. RefSeq names its product serine/arginine repetitive matrix 3 (gene Srrm3). The transcript is spliced from 14 exons. The coding region runs from base 1 to 1926 and encodes 641 amino acids. Gene Ontology annotation, molecular function: mRNA binding. The record is from RefSeq and is a predicted model, not a curated record. NCBI's taxonomy places the organism in Eukaryota, Metazoa, Chordata, Mammalia, Rodentia, Heteromyidae.